UGAGACAAGACAGUUAUUAGGCGGCGCGGGGUGGCCGGCAUGGAGCUGGCGGAGGCGCGGCAGGGACCGGUGCGUGGCAGUGCGGCGGCCGUGGUAGCCCCUAUUCCCUCCAGCCGCCGCUCCUUGCUCCGGGUCCCCAGCCCCUAGACGCCUUUUCUCCGCGCGUGUCCCUCUCCCUAUGGAUUCAUUUCAGGCUGGACAGAUGCUGAGCUUGCCCGCCGAGCUCGGCAGCAACUUAGAGCUGGCGGAGCCGGCGGCAUCAGCGGCCCGCGUAGACACGGGCCCCCACCCGGAGGCGGCUACAGAAGGCCCCGCACUUCUACCGACUCAGGAGCCAGAGCAAGGGCAGCCUCCGAGGGCCUCGACGCCGGAGUGCAAAGUCCUGCUCACACAGGCCGACGCCCUGGCGUCUGGGGGGCGCCUCCGGGAAGCCCUCGAGGUGUAUAGACAACUCUCGGAGCGGCAGCAGCUGGUGGCCGAGCAGCUGGAGCAGCUGGUGCGCUGCCUGGCCGAGAACGUCCCGCAAGGCGAGGCGCGGGCGCCGGCGCCCCCGGACGGGAGCAACGCGGCGAGCUGCGCGGUGGCGGCUGAAGAGGCAGGAGCGGCAACUGCCGCCGAGGCCACCGAGGUGUGGGAUGGCUUCAAGUGCCGGAAGUGCCAUGGCUUUCUCUCAGACCCCGUAUCCUUGUCGUGUGGCCACACAUUUUGUAAACUGUGCUUGGAACGCGGGCGGGCAGCUGACCGGCGCUGUGCGCUGUGCGGGGUCAAGCUCUCCGCGUUGAUGGUGGCCACCGGGCGGGCGCGCGGGGCCAGGCGGGCUGGGCAGCAGGCGCCGCCGCCGCUGCGGGUCAACGUGGUGCUUAGCGGCCUCCUUGGCAAGUUGUUCCCGGGCCCUGCACGGGCGUCGCAACUCCGGCACGAGGGCAACCGGCUGUACCGCGAGCGCCAGGUGGAGGCGGCGCUGCUCAAGUACAACGAGGCGGUCAGGCUAGCUCCAAAUGACCACUUGCUUUAUAGCAACCGGUCUCAAAUUUACUUCACCUUGGAGUCUCAUGAGGAUGCACUGCACGAUGCGGAAAUAGCAUGUAAGCUCCGCCCAAUGGGUUUUAAGGCACACUUCAGAAAAGCACAGGCCUUGGCCACCCUAGGCAAGGUGGAAGAAGCGCUAAGGGAGUUUCUAUAUUGUGUAUCCCUCGAUGGAAAGAACAAAAAAGCAAGAUCCGAAGCCCAAAGGCUUCUCCUUAGUUUCUUUUCACCAUCAGUCCCGGGGGAUUCUCAGGAACAUUCUCCCGAUAUCCUGAAGCUGUUGGCACCUCACCCUAGAUUAAAGGAACACGUAGAGUCAAUGGCUACUGAAGGCACCAGCCAUAAUCUACCAAAGUCGUCACAGGAAAAUCCAGAGCUCCCACAUUGUUCUAGUCAGGAGGAAGCAGCAGCCAAAGGGGACUGCAGGGGCCAGGUGAAUCGAGCUAAAGUAAAGGAGUAUGGGCAAGAAGACAACAUGAGAGACCAAGGAGACGAGGAGGAGAAGGGGGAUGCUGCCUCUCCAGAAGCUGCCUCCAUCAAGACGGGCAAAUGCCAGGAGAAGAAAAGGAAACAUUGCCAGACUGAACCCCAAGACCCAGAGGUGCCUCAUAAAGCCUCUAAGCCAGAUCCUCCUGCUGAUCAGGGGGCCAAGCCUGCUCUCAGUGUUCCACUUGCAUCUUUUGACGCAUCUGACCUUGAAUGCUCCCUAUGUAUGAGAUUGUUCUAUGAGCCAGUCACAACACCUUGUGGACACACAUUUUGCUUAAAAUGCCUUGAAAGAUGCCUAGAUCACAACGCCAAGUGUCCACUGUGCAAAGAUGGUCUUUCACAGUGCUUGGCAUCAAGAAAAUACAGCAAAAAUGUGAUAAUGGAAGAGCUAAUAGCUAAAUUCCUUCCAGAAGAACUGAAGGAACGAAGGAGGCUUUAUGAAGAGGAAAUGGAAGAACUUUCUAACUUAAAUAAGAAUGUGCCGAUUUUUGUGUGUACUAUGGCCUAUCCCACCGUUCCUUGUCCCCUGCACAUCUUUGAGCCUUGUUACCGUCUGAUGAUUCGUAGAUGCAUUGAGACAGGCACAAGACAGUUCGGCAUGUGCCUUGGUGAUCCUGUCAAAGGGUUUGCGGAAUAUGGCUGCAUCCUAGAGAUCAGAAACGUUCAAUUCUUUGCCGAUGGCCGCUCAGUGGUCGACAGCAUAGGCAAGAGGCGCUUCAAGGUCCUCCAUCAGGGUCAGCGGGAUGGUUACAACACAGCCGACAUUGAAUACAUUGAAGACCAAAAGGUUCAAGGAGAGGAUUGUGCUGAGCUCAUGGGAUUACAUAACUGUGUCUAUGAGCAAGCAGCAUCGUGGUUUCAUUCACUCAAGUCAUCCCUGAAGAGUCGGAUACUCAAUCACUUUGGUCCAAUGCCAGAGAAAGAUGCUGACCCCCAGAUGAACCCAAAUGGCCCAGCCUGGUGCUGGUGGACGUUAGCGGUUCUUCCGUUGGAGAGCCGAGCUCAGCUCCCCUUCCUAGCAAUGAAGUCCUUAAAGGAUAGACUGAAUGGUAUUCGGCGUGUCCUGGCCUUUAUAUCCCGAAACCAAAACUAGUGAGAGAGGAUUGCUGAAGAGGAGCUCCCUCCCUCCCCACUGCCCUAGGGGAGUCGUCUUGUAAAUAUAUCUAAUUGCAAUAACAUCUUAACAGACAGAAGUAUCAAACAGGCGUUACCUUGCUGUUGAUCACAGAGAGAAUUGAUAGAAAGACCAAAAGAACGUGACCUGUUUGAAACUUUCUGUCUUAAGAUGCUUCUUGACAUGCUGCACAACUCCAUGCACAGCAGAGGUGUUUAAGAGCCCAGAAAAAAAAAAAAUUUUUGAUUUUGACAUAAAAUUUUCUGAAAAUUUAAAGUGGUUUUGCUUUAAUUUUCUUUCUUUCAUAGGAGAAUGACUUGUGUGGUUGAAAUGUGAAGCAAAGAUACUAAUAAUGUGGCUGUGUUAUUUCACUGACUUGAGGUCUCAUUCCAAAUGGUUCAGGUUUUAUAUAGCAUUGUGUAAAAUAAUGUUCAUACUUCUUUCUGUUUUAAUAAUUUAUUUUUUGCACUACUGUAUCCUUUGUUUUUCUACGUGUAUGUUUGUAACUAUUUAAGUGUACGUUACUGAAAAGUCGGUUGCUUUAUUUAUUGAUGUGGUUUACCAUGUACCUAGGGGGAAGUAACAAUACUAGAAACGUGCCAUUUUUGCUUUAACCAUUUUUUACUACCUAGGGUCCCAGUUCUUGAAGCGUUUUUGUAUCUAUCCAAUUGGAUGCUUAAAGGAAGUUCGGAAUCAUGCUAAGAUCCUCUAUCUUCAGAGAUUCCAUUUUGUUUUCAUUUUGAACUCAACAAUAUAAAAUACUUCAGGAAUUUGUCAUAGAUUAUGGAAUAAGCCAGGGUAAAGUAAAAUAAUCCAUUUUCUAUGUGCUAUACAGAGCAAGGCUGAAGGAAUUAUUUUUCUGGAAUGAAGAGAUGAAUCAGAGGAGUGUCUUUUAUUACAAUCUAUUGUAGGCAUUUAUUUCAGCAAUCUAAUUAUAAGUGUAUCUGAUUUCUCCCCAGUGCAGUUAGGAAUGGCAUUUUUAGGCAGGAUAAUAUUUAACUCUUCAGAGGGAAUGCUUUUCAAUUUGGCGUGUCACAGCCAUGCCCAACUAGCCUCCAUACCCCACCCCUUCUGAGGGUUCUGAGGGUCGUGACCUGGCUGGCAUGUGCGGAAACACUUGAUGAAAGACUGUUCAUUAUUAAAAGUGUGAGGAAGCUAGACAGGGCAGAAGCCUUUAUAAAAAAAACAAAGCUAUCUUUUUGGUUCUUAAAUCUUUUUGAAGGAAUCAACUAGUCCACGAUUUUAUCUGAGCACCGCCUUUCCUCCUAGUGGCAAUGGGCCAAAGAUUUCAGUAUAGGGAAGAAUGGUGGCUAAAGAGGGGAGAGUGAGCCCUGGUUCAGCUUGCUUAGUGCUGGUUUGAUUCCUUUAGUGCCAGGAGAGCCUGAAAAAUACCGUGAGUACGGGACUGUUAUAAUGACAGAGUGGAAAGGUUAGGGCAGGGAAGAAGUGAAUCAUGCCAUUCGUACCUUCACGCAAAUUCUAGCCAACCCCCCCCCCCCCACCUCCGUGAGAUACCGGGCAGCUGCAGUGCGUUAUUCCUCUUGCAGCCCAUCCACUCUGUUAAGGUGAGAAGUUAAUGCCUCAAGUCAUCGGUCUGACUUCUUCCAUCAUCACCUGUAGCCAGAAAAAGAAAAGGGAAAAUGAGAUGAUCCAGGCAACAUAAAAGAGAUUCAUCUAAGCAGAAACCAAAUGACCUUUUCUGUGCUUUCUUAAUGGAUGCUGUGUUGUCAGAGCGUUAUGUUAGCAGGUUUGAUGUUUGGAGCCAGACUGGGCCGUUGGAGAAUGGAAGUGUAGGCGUGGGUACUGCCCAAGCAAACUCUAACAGGCUCAGGGAGCGGGAAGUUAAAAGCUCUUUCUCCUACUUCGUGCCCAGCCAUGUGGUCAUAACACAGUCCUAGUACCAUAGUUUCCUAUUAUCUAGUGUAAAUGCAACAAAGAAAAGCGUCAUAAGCUUCUCCACUUGCUGGAUGUGUUACUUUUGUGAUUUAACUUUUUCUGAGCCCCAGUUUCCUCAUCUAGCAUAUGGUAGUGAUAAAUACCACAGAUAGGGUUGUUAUAACAUUAAAUGAGGUAAUAUAUGUAAAUCACUUAGCACAGUGCCUAGCACAUGGGAGACAUUCAACAAAUAAUAACUAUGAUUAGAUUAUUCAUAGUUAGGGAAUAUCAUCAGGGGCCUGUAUUUGCAUAAAACACUGCCUUUAUACACAAUACCCAUUUCCAACCCCUUUAAAUUUGGCUGGGGAAAUCCACAGCACUGAUUUUUGGACCAUAACUUGAUGCUUUACAGGUAAUUCCUUUUGGAGUCAAGUCUGUUUGGGAAAGUGAAAAGAUGGGAGGACAAAUGAGGAUCAGAGAUAAGGGAGAAUUCUGUGCCAGCCACCUUUUCCUAUUUCAGUAGGGCCAAAAAGCAGUGUUGUUUGGAGGUCUGGAAUUUCUGAUGUACUGGGAGCCUUGCGUUCCAGCUCCUUUAGGAUGACCAGCUCGUCAGUCCCUGCUCCCCAAAGUGUACUGAGAAUCUCAGCCACGCCAGGGUGAGCGGAGUUUACGGUGUACGACUUUUGUGUUUAGUUCAUGGUAUUUCUUUAUGUUGCCCCAACAAAAGCGUGUCGAGAACCUACUGUGUACCACUUACUGAGCCUGGCGAUUUCACAUACGUGAGCUGAUGAAAUUCUUUCUUUUUUCCAUCAACGCUGUGAGGGCAGUUCUCAUCCCCAUAGUAUGGAUGAGAGAGCUGAGGCUCUGCAGUGUUCAGUACUUUGCCCAGGUAACACAGCCAGCCAGCAGAUAGCCAAGCUUGAUUUGGAACCCAUUACUUUGCAGACUUUUAACAUUUUAAAUUGUUUGUGUUACACAUAAUUUUAUGAAACAGACAUGGCAAUCAAGUCACAAAAGCGUCCCAGAAGUUCACCAUAAGAAGUUGCAGGUUAAGUAAAAUUAGGUUACCUGAUGCAUCCCUACUUAAUCUAGGUAGAAAGGGAAGUUUGAUUUUUUAAGUAAAAUUCCACAUCAUAGGAUGCUUCACAUUGAUGAGUGAGUACCAAACUCCCACAGCUAGAGGUCUUGGCUAGGCAGAAUUGCACUUUACUCUCAGCAGCCUAGAUAUGCCUUUGGGUUAUUGUGCAGCAAGCUUUUGUUUCAGUAGCCGUGGGAGGCACAAUGCAAGGCUAAGCCUUGGCUUUCUUUGGGGUGUACUUGAACGGGGUGAUCAGUUGGACAUGACCAUUUCACUGCUUGUAAAUUGAUUUUGCUGCGAAGCUUGGGAAUGAAGAGUAUAGAGAGAAAAAACAGAAAGCUAAAUCUAGGCCAGAAGGCCAAGACUUCCCCCUUGGUAGAUAGUGCCAUUUAUUUGGUUAGUUUUCCUAUCGUCAUGACUCACCUGGUCUUUUCCUAGUAGGUUAUUUUCUGUGUGUAUGUAUAUGUAUAUAUGUAUAUAUAUAUAUAUAUAUGUGUGUACGUGUGUGUGUAUGUAUGUAUAUGUGUGUAUAUAUUAGGUACCAAGCAGACAUUAUGCCUUUCUGCUAUGUACUGUACUACUGCUGCUAGCUAAUAACCAGCAAAAUGUAGAAAAUGGAAAAUGAUAAAACUAAUUUUCUGUAGACAACUUGGAGAAAAGUGUGCUUGCCCCUUACUUAGCAGAGUAGAGAACUGAUUAUUUCAACAAUUUGCCUUUUCUGAAGGCCAACUGCUUCUAGCCCUGUGCUGCUCAGCAGCACAGGGCUAGUCAAGUCACUGCACUUGUGGCACUUCCAGCUCUGCCUGUGGAGCUGGCCUGGCCUCAGGUCAUCCCCUGUGACUGGCUGUUGGAACAGUGGAGCUCCUGAGGCUGGUUCACAGUGCCCAGAGGUCUCUUACCAUCAACAGAUGGCUUACCGUUGAUAGACUGGAAUCCACUGGGGCCUGUGUUCCCCAGUGCCAACUCCAUUUCCAAGAUGGAAGUUUUAUUCAGGGACUCACUGCUUGAGUUCCUGACCUGUUGACUUUGCAUCCAUUUCUGUUUGCCAAGGCAGAAUCAUAGCAGAGGUGUGUCAUAAAGAUGCAAAUGGAAGGCAGCCCAAAUGAUGGAAAAGGACAGAUUUUUCAGCUCAUUCUUGGGCUUGAAGAAUGAGGUUUUGAUUUAUGAUCGAAGACAGUUCUGAAAAGCAGCUGGCUGCGUGGGCUGCAGUCUGUAGCCCUUCCUGAGUACAGAGAGAAAGAGGGAAAAGGAGCCAUGUAAAAUGUAUUCAUUUAGUUCCUCCUAGAAUGAUAGCUUCCGCUGUCAACUAUUUAAUAAUCUGGGUUAUGCACAUCCAGAGGUGAAAUGAAGAUAUUUUCACUUACAAAUGGGUAUUUUCAAAUGCUCUAAGUUAACCUUGAGAGAGAAGUGCCUGUAAUCUCCGUUCCUGGUGUCAUUCUAAAGCUUUUGCUUCGUGACUCUGUAGCCGUUUAAAAAUUUGUUGCAGCAAAUGUGAUUAACAAGUUUACAAAGCAAUAUUGUAGCUUAAUGCAUUGUUUUAAAAGUUGCUUAACAUUUAUCUAUUGUCAAAGCAACAAGAAUAAACAACAACAAAAUAAAAGGAGAGCAAAUAGGUCAAUGUGGCAUCAUAGGCUUAUCUUAGAUGAACUAGUUCCAUCAUUUUAUACAGUCCUCAGUAAUGCCAGGAUUAAACUAUCAAGCAAGCCAUUUCAACAGUGGCAAAUGUGUUUGUCUGUUUGUUAGUUAUUCCAGUUGUUUGUUAAGCAGCCAUUUUACUCUUGCACUGUAAUGAACCGAAAGGGGAAUUAAGAUAAUGCUUUUGUUUUUUCCAUAUUGCUAUUCAACUACCUCUGUAUGCUUGGUUUCUCUUUAGGGUUUUCUUUCCUCCAAAUCUGUACAGAAGAAAAAUUUCAGCUCAUCUAUGUUGUAAUAACAAUGUGAUAUAGACAGUCUCUGUGAAAGCUGUUUGUUCAUUAAAAAAAAGUUUCCUGUUGUCUCA
Molecule: messenger RNA, 7581 nt
Organism: Equus caballus (horse)
Lineage: Eukaryota; Metazoa; Chordata; Mammalia; Perissodactyla; Equidae
Gene: LONRF3
Product: LON peptidase N-terminal domain and ring finger 3
Molecular function (GO): protein binding; ubiquitin protein ligase activity; metal ion binding
Source: RefSeq, a predicted model, not a curated record